AGCAGCAGCAGCAGGCGAGCAGGAAGGCAGGCGCCGCCAUGGGAGCGCCGAAGCUUCUCGGCGGUGUUGCACUGGUCGGCUCUACAGUGUUCUAUAUCCUCCCCAUGUCCAUGCAUGUGGCGUUCGGCGCGGAUAUUCCCCCCUCCACCUACUUCGGUAUGGCGGUGUUGAUUGGGCUGCCGAUCUUGGGUUUCAUCGCUUUCGAGAUGUGGAAGACUCUGGGCGAUAACCGUCGGGUUCGAAAAGAGCGGCGCAAACUGGAGGCCAUCAAGGCGCAAUCGUUUGGAUGCAUCCGGCCGCAAGUGCUUGACUCCUUCGUGGUGUUCCCCGUUAGGGUCAACAAGCGCGGCUGUGCUGGAUCUUCUUGGGUAGAACUGGGAGAGCAGGCCGUGGCGGUCAAUCUCUGCGCCGCUGUUAACAUUUCGGGGGCGGUGGACACGGAGGGCCCAUUGAGAAGGCUGUGCGAGGCGACGUUUGGUUCGGAGCUGGACGUCAUCGUGUACUGCGGCGGUGGGACAGCAGGACCGACGGGGUUAGCAGUGGGAGUAGGCCGCCAAAACUUUGGACCCUACCUAGCCAGCCGGGUGGCGCAUUCUAUCAAGGAGGCUAUGAGACUGGGGAUCCAGGGUCAAUGACAAGCGGCAGUAGAAUGGAUAUAUAGGAGUUAUUUUAAGCUGCAUGGGUGUUUGGCAAGACCGAAAGACACGUUCGCCCAGAGUCUCUACCAAAGAUUCGACAAUGUUGUUUUUGGCAGAGGGGGCGGACAAAACAACGAACUAGCUCUCACGCGCGUUCGGAAAUCUGAGCAGUCGCGUCGACGCUCCGCAAUUUUCUCUCAAGUUCACCGGGACGUACGGUCCAACGAGGGGUGGGUCUCGAUUGGAGCACAGAACCCUGCAUUGCAGAACAGUACAACCGCCACUCUUUUUUUCGGGGUUGGUCGCUGGUCUUUGACAACUUUCGGCGGAAGUGGGUUGUCGAACCAUGCUUGUAAACUAAAUUUUCAUUCACCGCAGCCUCGUUUGGCCAAGAGCUGUUGGCCUGGGUUACCUGCCCCGGCCCAGCGCAGGCAAUAUGUCGGGGAUGCUGCAGGUAUAGUCUAUCGACAUGCCCCAGAACGAAACACAUCUGAGGAGGCCUGGGUUAGGAACGUUGGUUUUCCCUCACGGAGUACAAGGAGCCUCGGAACCGUUUGCCGUGCUUUGAAGAGUUUCCUCCUCCAGCUGCCCUAUGGAAGAGGUGGCGAAUCAUUCCUUCAAGAGGGCCAUUGCCGGGCAGGGGUCACAGGCCUCUGUUUAUUACGUAUUCGCCAGUCGAAUAGGUGCGAUCGGCGCCAGGACCUCUGAGACGAGCGCACAUAUCGGGUAAUAUGUUGGAGGUAACGCGAUUGGGUGUCGUUGGGUCAGGGGGGGGGCAGAU
Messenger RNA from Ectocarpus sp. CCAP 1310/34, 1419 nucleotides. The record is from the annotation of a GenBank genome assembly. NCBI's taxonomy places the organism in Eukaryota, Phaeophyceae, Ectocarpales, Ectocarpaceae.